Molecule: messenger RNA, 646 nt
Organism: Paramecium pentaurelia
Lineage: Eukaryota; Ciliophora; Oligohymenophorea; Peniculida; Parameciidae
Source: the annotation of a GenBank genome assembly
AUGGAGCUUUCUAAAUAGAACAAUGAAAUUGAUAAAAACUUGUAAGGACAUACUGUUUUGUUUUAAUGUUUAUUUUAUAUUAAUUAUUUCAAGAGCAUUAGACCAUAAAAUUAGAUGCUGGAAAUAAAUGGAUUAAGCUGUAUGGAUUAGUUCAUAACCUUAUUAUUAACAUACAAAUAAUGUAAGAUGUAUUAUAUUAAGUUCAAAUAAGAUAUACUAUUUCUGGAAAUGAUGAUAAAUCAAUUAAAGUAUGGUAGGUUGGUUUUAAUAAAAAUAUAUCGGCAUACAAGCAUUCAUUGGAUUAAUAUGAUAUUUAUGUUAUGCCUUUAAGUUUAAAUUAAUCUGAAACAUAAUUAGUAUCAUGUGCAUAUAAUAAGUAUGAAAUCAUAAUUUUGGAGAGAAGAGAAUGGGAUAAAUUUGAAUUCAAAAAUUUUGUUAGAAUGGAUGAAAUUUAUUACACAAAUAAAGGUAUUUUUAUAUAUUAAUUCUAUUAUAAGUUAUCAGUCACUUCAUCUAUACACAGUCAAUUUAAGAAGAAGGACUUAAGAUUAAUAUUAAAGAGAAUUAAUUUAAUUGGAUAGCUAGUAUGAAAAAAUUGAUAAACUCUAUGUAUUUGAAUUUAAAGAAGGAAAAAGAUAUAUAAUGA